Messenger RNA from Xyrichtys novacula (pearly razorfish), 6074 nucleotides. Lineage: Eukaryota; Metazoa; Chordata; Actinopteri; Labriformes; Labridae. The record is from the annotation of a GenBank genome assembly.
CGGAAGUAAGCAUAAUUUCCAAAGAUGGCGGAACAAGGUCCGAUGGCCAUAGCGAUGCGGCUACGAAAUCAGCUACAGUCCGUCUACAAACUCGACCCACUGCGGAAUGAGGUGAGUGGGCAUGUUGUUGUAACUCUGUGACACUGGGGUAGAAGCGGGGAUGGAGUCAAACCGCAGCAGAGUGGAGUUAAACGCGCGCAUUGCCGGGAGAUGGUUGUCGUCUCCGCGGCGCUGAUGGAGAGAGAGGGAGCGCUGCGAAGGGAGCUGUGUCUGCGCAUGCGCGAACGGGAAAGCGACCUGUGUUGUUCUUCUCAAAUGCGAAGCAGCGUGUAGAAAACGUGUCAACACGCUGCUUUUUGCUUCUUUGGAGAGAGAAUUCGGCUAAGUUGAGAAAUGCCUCUCUUAUUCACCUUGUUCUAGACAGAUAUUUGAGCGAACUGGACGCUGCACUUUGUGGUUUCUCCGUCACCGUGUGUACACCGAGGGGACGGCGGCGUGUUUCAAACUGCCGCCCGUUUGUGUUGAACGUGGACGCAUCAUGUUGUUGUCGUAGUUUAAGGAGUUUGCUCAUCAAGGUUGACUUUGAGUGUGUGGUUGGGUCCGAGUGUCCCCCACAGAACCGGGAACCAGACCUCAUAGUGACCUAGUUUCAGUACAAACGGAAGGGGAGUCUGCUAACGUUGAACUGAUUGCCCGGUGUUUCGGUUUAACGAGGUACCGUGUUAAUUAGCGACUUCUACCCAGAUCCUUCCGCGGUUGUUGGAAACGACCACGCAGCUAUUGGUACGGAUGCAGUUGAGUUUCCACUUUGAGGCCGAAACUCAAUUAAUGUGCAUCUUUUUUAUCUUUCAACUUUAGGGCAAAAGAAAGAUGAUAAAUCUAUAGUAACCAAGAAGAUCUUUUCUCACCCUAUCUCGAAUAAAACCUGUUUUUAUCACAUUGUAUUUUGUAUAGCAGAAUUGAUAUCAAGUUUCCAUUAAGUCACUUUUCGACCAACUGUUUUGUAAAACCUAGUUCAGAGGAAUGAAAGCCACAACUUUACAGAUAUAAACACCUGUCUUGGUUUUUUCAAAGGAGGAGGUGAAGUUGAAGAUCAAGGACCUGAAUGAACACAUCGUCUGCUACCUGUGCGCGGGGUACUUCAUAGAUGCCACAACAAUAACGGAGUGUUUGCACACCUGUAAGUCAAACCAGCGCUGGACAGAGUCAUAAUUUGCUUUUUAUUGUUAUUGAUUUAAAGUGUUAACAGUCAUUUCUCAAAAGUACGCUGGUGUUCUGCAAGGAAAUGAGAUAAAGAUGAUAACGGGUGUUUUGUUUCUCUUUUCUCUCUACAGUCUGUAAAAGUUGUAUCGUGAAAUAUCUACAAACAAGCAAAUAUUGUCCCAUGUGCAACAUCAAAAUCCAUGAAACACAGCCUUUACUUAACCUCAAACUGGACCGAGUUAUGCAGGAUAUCGUCUACAAACUGGUACCUGGCCUACAAGAAAGUAUGUAAAAAGCACUUCUCUGUAAUGACAAAUGUGAAAUAGUAUUGAUCGUAAAUUCUAUUGUUUGGGAAAUGGUACAUCUGUGGAAUAACAACUGUGUUCAAAACUGUUUAAACCACCUGUUCUUGGCAUUUAAUAUCUAUAUGAUGUAAUCUAAAACCCAUGGUCGUGUUUCAACAGGUGAAGACAAAAGAAUAAAAGAGUUUUAUCAAUCCCGUGGGUUGGAGAGAGUCAUCCAACCUUCUGGAGACGGUAAGUUAUCGCUUUAUCAUCCUCUCAGUCUAAUCUAUGGUUGCAGUCUUUUCAUUAAGACUCCAAAAGCGGUCAGUAAAUGUUGAUCAUUCACAUGACCAUGAAGCGAUGUUAUUAUAGGUGGGAUGUUAAGCUCCUUCCAACUUCCAUCAGACUCAGUCUCACUGGUCGUAUCUGUUUAAAGCUGCUUUGAGCAACUUGUGGAUUAAGAAGUCUCUUCUUAUUUCACCCCCCCAUACAUGCUCGAGUUGUGACUUUGGACCAAAACUCAUCCCACUGACUUUCAACAGUCAAAUGUGUCAUUUACUGUGAAUGUUUUCUGUGGAAUAAGUACAAACAGGACAGUUUCUUCAGGACUGAAACCAUCAGUCGUGUCUGUGAUGGUCUCGUUUGUUUUUGGAUAUCAUGAAAAGGCUAAACCAGUUUCUGUGUUUGGCCUCAGUUUGUAUUUGCCGUCCUGACUGUGUUUUUUUUUCUUUUACUACAGACGCAGUUCCUGAUGCCACAGGUUUACCGUACACAAGCUUCGACCACUCAAAAGCCCAUUUCUACAGAUAUGAUGAGCAGGUUUCGCUCUGUUUAGAAAGACUAAGGUGAGCCUAUCAGUGAUGGAUAUGUUUUCUGUAAUUGUGUCAUAAUCUGAGGGACAUUUUCUCAAACUGUUGUGUUUGUCUUUAAAGUUCAUCACUCGCUGGAAAAGACAAGACGAAAUUCACGCUCCAGGUAAGAACUACACACACUCACAGUCCGUCUUCAAUCUAUUUAUCGCUGCAUCUCAACAAAGCCUGUAGGCUCAGUGGAAUUACUGAGCAGUUCAGAGAUGCUUUCUUAGCAACUCAGCUCCCACCAACUUUGAGAAUCCUGUCUCCAGGAGUCAAUUUUUGGUGCCUUGAUGAGUAAUUUUCUGACCAGACUGCUAAGCAAACACACGGCACAAUGACAUCUGCAGUACAAGCAGAAUGCGGCGCUCAGAGGUGGUUACUCCAGGCGACUCAUAUUCAACAAAAAGACAGGGAGAAGUGUGAGAGGUUCACCACAGAGGUAUACAAUCAUUUUUAACUUCCCGACCAAACUUCUCAUUUCUCAAACUCUGCGGAUUUGAUAAUUAUUUGAGAAGAGAGUUGUGGUGUUUUCGAAACAUCGGGGCCAAACUUCAAGCCGGGCUGCCAAGAAGUUGAGUCAGAGUUUGGAGGAAAGUGCUGACUCUGAGGAAAAGGACUGAAAUAAUGUAUGGACCAAAACAUUUCACAGAAGUGUCAUCAUGUCCAACAAAUACAUCACUUUUAUAACCUUUUUAAAUGGACCUGGUUAAAAGGCCUCAAGACAAAUAGUCAUAUAUAAUGUGCUGAAACUCAAUAUGUUGAUAUUUUUAAAGUUAUGGGCUUUUUUGGCUUUAUUAGAUAAGAUAAAGACGUGCAUUGAGUUCUGUAGCCUCUUUAUGUGGAUCUCUGACACCCAUUCAUUAUGUUUCCUGUGCUGGUUAGCUACAGUUAAUCUGAUAUUGAUCAUAACAAAGUAAUAUCUGUAAUUUAUUAAACAGAUGGAGCUCAAGAUGCAGAGAGUUAGACUUAAACAUGACUUAUAGGACAUUAAUCUGUGCAGUUCAUUUUCCUGUUUUUUGCCCUUUGCCAAUCACAUCCCUGAUUAAUUCUCACAGUGUUCCCAUGUGCCAGUUCAUCAACAUUUACAUCCCAGGACAUUAGAUAGCGUUGUUCUCAAACAUGCCUGCUAACUGAUUUCAAACCCACUAAGCUGCAAAAACUGCCCACUCUGUCACUUAUUACCGGGAGUUCUCCCUCAGUGGGCCAAACCUCCCGACAGGCUCAUUUAUCCGGGGGACAUGUGACCAAAGAUCACUGGGAAAGAGAGUUAACUAAAAUACGCAGGGUGAACCAAAUUACACUCCACUGAAAAUCCAGACGACCAGGCCAGCGUUGUUCUGUCUGCUGCAGAGACUCAGUUCAACCAGCAGAGGGCAGUGUUGUUCAACAGUUAUUAUUUCUGUACUGUAAGCGUCUCAUCCACUUCUGGGCUGUGAUUUAAGGGAGUUUUAGAGAUUCUCAGAGGAAAAAGCACAAAAAAAGAAGAUUUAAUAACUCAAGGUUUAAAUUUGGAGUUUGAUCGGGUGACAGCUGCGAUCAAAAAAGGGCAUCAUCCCGACCACACGCGCGUCCUCUUUGACCCUUUUCUAAAAUGAAAAUGUUGUUUAUUGGUGCGUCUAAUGUUACCUGACGUAAUGGGAACACAAGGUUUCAUCAGUUCAAUUCCUGACGACCCUCAAUAAGCAGCUCUGCCUCUCUAUAACCUCUGUGUGAACCUGUUAAACGGGGGGCUGUGUGUGAUCAGUUUGCCAAGCAUGCUCCGUCUGCUCAGUGUUCUGGGUCUGAAUUAGACCCCUAACCUUUGCUGCGUGCCGUUCUCUGUGCCCUGCAUGUUCAUCAUGAUCCGCUGUUUUUAUGAUGGCGAAAAAUACAGCUGCAGAGGUUUCUGUGUCGACUUUAUAGACUUACUGUUUUGGCCUUUAUUCAGAGAGGAAGGCAAGUCCAAGUAUGUGGAUUAGGAGUGUUUAACAAGUUGGUGCAUUUAGCGGGAUUAUUCCUGUGAAGUAAUCCAUCUUCUCCCGUGAAUCAGACUGUAAACCUGAUUUUGAAAACCCUCUCUAACUGUCUCCUCCAUGGUGUAAAAAGUCGUAUCGCUAAAUCUGUUCAAACAGCCAGUUUUGACUUGUUUUGUUGUUCGUGCUUAUCAGAAGUUAAACUCUUUAUUUUCACGCCCUUACCUCCCACAGCAGAAGUUUGUUCGUUGUUCGGUCCGAGCGGAGGUGAGACACCUACGGAAAGUUCUCUGUCAUCGGCUGAACGUGGAAAAACAUCAGGUAUGUCUGUUCUCACGAGGGUUUCAGGGAAAGGAGUCACAGAAAAUCGACCCCUGAGUUUUUAAAGUGUUUGAGGAUAGUGACUGAGCUACAGGAUCUGUUUUCGCUUCUAAAUGAAAAAAAAAUGCUUCUGCUUCUCUGCAUAGAUGAAUAAAUGCAGUAUUCACACCACCAGUAAUGCUAUUAAUGUCUUAAUAAGUUCAGUAGGAUUGAGCAGAAGUGAGGAUACAGUGCUCACUGUCAUUCCUGCCUAUUAUUGCAUAACUCUAAGUCUCCUUGCUGAAACAAUCAGUGAUUAAAAUACUAAAAAUCUCCAUUUCUGUGACAAACUUACAUUUAAAUUCAUGCAUAUUGAAGGAAACAGCGAAGCAGCCUUUGAAAACCCUGUCAACAUCACUCCUGUCGUGUAACGUUGCUUUAGCUCUGACUCCUUCUUGAUCAGGUUUCUUUUGCUGCAGGUUCAAAAGUUUUACAGACAGAACAAAAACAAAUAAAACCUCACAAAGUUAAAGUUUAAUAUAGUAAUGAUAAUAUUAGUAAAGUUUAAGUACCAUCAGAAGAAGACUGGUCACAUUCAGUGUUUUUUAAUCACCAGUGUCGUAUUUACCAGAAAGACUGUUUGAACUUAAAGGAUCAGGAGUUUAACUGGUUCGAUGCUGGUUUUCCUCUUUGUUAGUGGGCCGUGGUGGAGCACCAUACAGUCACAGAUAAUAAUUUGUGUUAUUGCUUAUAAACAGCAGGUCAAAACCUCAAACAUAGUGCUAAAAUAAACCAGAAAAGCUCUUGUUGAGUGAUUCGUUCCCACUUCAGAGCUCUGUGGAGUCCGUUUGGUUUUAAUCUUCCAUCAAAUGUUUUCAGAGCUGCGAAUCAGCCGCACUUCACAUAAAAUACUCACUAACAACAGCGCACACGUUCACACAUACACGUAAUCACAGAUUCUUCUCCUCACAUGUGUUUGUGUGGUCUCCUUAUAGGUCCAGAUGUUGUUCAAUAACGAGUCACUUCCCGAUCACAUGACCAUGAAGCGAUUAUGGCUCUCUCACUGGUUUGGAAAGGUACGGUACAGCCGCUGUUACAGAGCGCCAACUUAAUGUCACACACCCCACACUUCUGUGUUUCUCUCUCUACUCCAGUUUUAAGUUAAGUUAUAGUUUGAUUUUAAAAAUAAAAGAAACUUUGGGUUAGUUCUCCUAUUAGAAAUGUUGAAUAUUUACUUGUGCAUGCCUUUAAAGAUUUAUGCAGCAGCACAUAAUACUUGAACUCUUCUCUCCCUCAGGCUCAGCCGUUAGUUCUUCACUACACCAUCAAAGACAAAAGGAGCAGAUAGGAUUGGUUUUCACUCGGGGAGACGACUGUACAUAUUUUGUACUAUACAUAUUCUAUUUUAAUAGUGUUUGUGUACAUAAACUUAUUUUCCUUGUUUUGUAUUUUUGAAAAUAAAUUUGAAAUUGGAAAAAUUA